AUGGCGUCCGCAGUUCUCAACGCGACCAUUGACGGUCUAAGCACGUCGGCCUCGAUUACGACCGUCUUUGAGGAGGUCUCCAAAUACAAUGUCCACCUCAAUGUCUUCGAGCGCCUCUGGGCCUCGUGGUACCUCUGGAUGCAGAACGAUACCAUCGCGACCGGUAUCAUGAGCUUCGUCAUGCACGAGAUCGUCUAUUUCGGCCGCUCAUUGCCAUGGAUGAUUAUCGACGCCAUUCCCUUCUUCAACAAAUACAAGCUUCAAAACACCAAGGUCCCCACAUGGAAGGAGCAGUGGCAAUGCGCCGGGCUUGUCCUGAUCAGCCACUGCACCGUCGAACUCCCCCAGAUCUGGCUCUUCCACCCCGUCGCCACCUACUUCGGCCUCGAUUACGGCGUUCCGUUCCCGCCCGCCUGGAAGAUCGCCAUGCAGAUUGCCAUCUUCUUCGUCGUCGAGGACUCCUGGCAUUACUGGUUCCACCGGGCGCUCCACUACGGCCCGCUCUACAAGUCGAUCCACAAGCUGCACCACACCUACAGCGCGCCCUUCGGCCUCGCCGCCGAGUACGCGUCCCCGAUCGAGGUCAUGCUCCUGGGUUUCGGUAUUGUCGGAACCCCCAUCAUCUGGGUCUCGCUCACUAAGGACAUGCACUUGGUCACCAUGUACCUGUGGAUCGUGCUCCGCCUGUUCCAGGCCAUCGAUGCCCACUCCGGCUACGACUUCCCUUGGAGCUUGCGCCACAUCCUGCCCUUCUGGGCCGGUGCCGACCACCACGAUCUGCACCACGAGCGCUUCAUUGGCAACUACGCCUCCAGCUUCCGUUGGUGGGACUACUGCCUCGACACCGAGGCCGGUGAGGAUGCCAGCAAGAAGCGCCGUGAGCGCAAGCUGGCGGAGAUCCGGGCCAAGAAGGCGCAGUAA
This is a messenger RNA of Dichotomopilus funicola, 921 nucleotides long. RefSeq names its product C-4 sterol methyl oxidase. The transcript has 4 exons. Gene Ontology annotation, biological process: ergosterol biosynthetic process. Gene Ontology annotation, cellular component: endoplasmic reticulum membrane. The record is from RefSeq and is a predicted model, not a curated record. Gene Ontology annotation, molecular function: C-4 methylsterol oxidase activity; iron ion binding. The coding region runs from base 1 to 921 and encodes 306 amino acids. NCBI's taxonomy places the organism in Eukaryota, Fungi, Ascomycota, Sordariomycetes, Sordariales, Chaetomiaceae.